CAAAGAGCUGACAACUCUGACCCACAAAGACACUCACACACAGAGGCUUCCUUUAAUACGUUAUUUGACUCAUCUUAAAGGAAACCUACAGAUGGUUUAAAGUCAGAAUGCCUCAUCCUGUCGGUGAUUGUACUCAUCUCCUCACCUGGUGGUUAUUGUGAUGAUCUGGUUUUAUUCUCUUUCCAAUGAGCGAAAUUAAUACUCGUCUACAGUUGGUUGUUAAACUUCCUCCCGGUCGACUCUUCCAACAUGGACUUUGGUUUGGUUUUCCCUCUGAUACUUGCCUUCCUUUCCGCUGGACGGAGAUUCACCAGGGCGACCAGUAAUUCAUGUUAUUCAUUGUGCCCACGUGGAUAUCAUAAAGCUGGUGACUGUGAAUCUCCCGCUGCAAAGCACAGAUGUGUAAAAUGUGAAAAUACCACAUUCACAGAUAUAGAAAACACUUUGCCGAAAUGCCGGAGGUGUGACUCAUGUGGUCAUUAUGAGAUGGAAAUAAGGCCCUGCUCCUUUGAUGCGGAUGUGGAAUGUGACUGUAAAGAGGGCUACUACAACGCAGGCUUAAACCCCAACAUAAGGGAUUGCCAGCCGUGCCCCGGUCGUAAAGGGCCUGAUAAUUCUGACUACAACAGGAACGGCCAGUCCUACCAAAGUCUUCUUUCUUUCAGGUGCUUGAAAGACCCAGAAUGCCAGAGGAAAUGUAUAACAGCUACAAGUCCACCUCCUACAAAUCCACCUGCAACUGCAGUCAAGAGCACAUCUGUAUUUUUGACUACGGCACCUACAACUCCAGGAACCACAGCUUCAACCAGCGCACCGAAUCCUGUUGGGAGCUCAAUUCCACCUAACUCGGUGAACCCAAUGCUCUGGCUGUUUUUUGUGGUGGUUGUGGUGACAUUUCUCCUGCUCUUUUGGAUCGUGCUGCUCCUCACCGGGAGCCCACCCAGAUACCCUGAUGGUUGCCCCUGCUGGCGUGUGAACAAAGACCUGGAACCCUGUGUCGAGGACCCCAAAUUCAACGAACAUUGCAGUCAUCAAGGCGGCAGUCCAACCACGCUGACAUUAAAUAUAUCAGAGGAUAGCCCCAUGAUGACUGUCAGUCAGAGUCCGACAACAUCAGAACAUCUGGCCCACAUCAGUCCUGAACACAAAGUUGCCAGACAAGAUGACAAAUCGGAGCACUGGCCGGCCAUCGUCCUCUACGCGAUUAUCAAGGAGGUGCCCUUGCGUAGGUGGAAGGAGUUCUUGCGUCUGCUCUCGGUGGCUGAUCAGCAGCUGGAGCGGGUGGAACUGGAGGCUGGUCUGGGUCUGGGCUCCAUGGAGAGGCAGUACCAGAUGCUUAGGCUGUGGAGCCAGCACUCCUCUGCAAGCCUGAAUGAUGUCUUCUCUGCCUUGCACUACAUGGAUUUAUCUGGCUGUGCUCAGCUGCUGCAGGAAAGCCUGGAGAAGCUGGAGUGGACACCUGAACUGAAGCAAGGUUUCAGAGACCAUGGUUUCAAUGGGGCAAUGCAGGACACUUGAGGCUGCGCCUGGGGACACUAGUACCACACUAUCAUACACCAGUGUAUAAGACUAGAAACUUCAAGUCUCUGGAAAGGAUGUUACUAACUGUAGCUACUACACGGUGCAACCAAAGACUGCAAUAAUGUGACAAAUAACCCACACCGAGUAAUGCCAAUGUACAUCGCAGUCCAGCUAAGAGUUAAAUGGCAUUACAGAAGUACUGAGGAUAUCCUGAUUGGCCCAACUACAAUUGGACUAUUUCUUCUUUUCCUACUUCUCUUAAUUGAUAAAUAUCAUCAAAUACACUAUAUAGACAAGUGUAUAAUAUAUCUUUUCUUGAGUUUUUAUUGGGUUGAGCUUUUUUUACCUCCAAAUUUUUCUUAAAAGGCAGAAUGUACAUCUAGAAAAUAAUGGAGUUGUUGCAGUGCAGUCAGCUGUAGAACUGGAGCUUGGAUUAUUAAGUGAAUGCAUGUGACAACAACAACAAGAGCAACAACAGCAUUUUUUUUUUUUUUUACAGAAGGACAUCAUGGCCUGUUAAUGCUCAAGCAGAACUCUAGUAAUCUAGGUGGAGAGAAAUGAUUUAAAGAUUAAUUAGGGGAUAUCCCCUUCCAUUAGCUUUGCUGUUGGAAUGCCCUUUAGCACACCACAGCUUCUUGUUAAAGGCCAACAGUGGAUGGCUGUGGUUUUACACCACGGUGCUGAAAUGCAAAUGUCUAUACCUCUAUGAAUGUGUACGUGUAUGUGUGAAGAAAAUGGAGGAAGUGUUGAAGAGGAAGAAGAACUUCCUUUUUUGAAUUCUAAAGAAAUCCAUGCUUGGCUCUUUUAUUUUAACAGCAUUGAACUAGUCAGAGUAAAGACUCUUCUUGAGUUUGAGCAUAUGAACUGUUUGAACAUUUCAGUAUACAUCUAUGAUGUUUGAACAGCACCGCUGCAGAUUAUUUCACCACAUCUGACAUCGUCUUCAUCUCGUUUGACAUGAAAGGCGCGUAUAACAAUUCAGCCACUGCUUCUUAAUUGCGCACCCUCACAAGAGAAGAAAACUGAAAUCCCCACAGGUCGUCAGAUUUUCAGUUUCCUGCCAAUAAAUAGUGUCAACGUGCAGUAGGCUGGGUUUUUCCUCACCACACAUAUUCCAUCCAAAUUGAUGGUUUCCUGUUGUGAGGUCGGGGUAUCUCACUUUGAGAGUUUGUAUGUGUCAGUUCAGUUACUGGCAGUAAAGGAGUUGGACUUUCCGAUUAAUGGAAUUUAUUAAUGAACAUUUUAAUAUGAAUCUAGGUCUGUGGUUUUUGCCCUUCAGACGCAUGUGUGUGUGUGUAUUUCAUAAUAAAUUAUUUUUCAUUUUUG
Molecule: messenger RNA, 2847 nt
Organism: Chelmon rostratus (copperband butterflyfish)
Lineage: Eukaryota; Metazoa; Chordata; Actinopteri; Chaetodontiformes; Chaetodontidae
Product: tumor necrosis factor receptor superfamily member 1A-like
Exons: 10
Coding region: 250-1518 (422 amino acids)
Biological process (GO): signal transduction
Cellular component (GO): plasma membrane
Molecular function (GO): protein binding
Source: RefSeq, a predicted model, not a curated record